Candidozyma haemuli is the source of this 1287-nucleotide messenger RNA. It is a transcript of the gene WRS1, whose product is annotated as tryptophan--tRNA ligase. Gene Ontology annotation, biological process: tryptophanyl-tRNA aminoacylation. Bases 1 to 1287 code for a protein of 428 amino acids. Lineage: Eukaryota; Fungi; Ascomycota; Pichiomycetes; Serinales; Metschnikowiaceae. The record is from RefSeq and is a predicted model, not a curated record. Gene Ontology annotation, cellular component: cytoplasm. The transcript has a single exon. Gene Ontology annotation, molecular function: tryptophan-tRNA ligase activity; ATP binding.
AUGGCUGAUCAGGUAGACAUAGAAAAGCUCAAAAUCGAAGAAGAGAAGAAGGCCCAGGAACAGAAAAUCACCCCUUGGGAGGUCGAGGGUGCCGUUGACGAAAACGGUCUUUCCAAAGGUAUCGACUACAACAAGCUUUCUGCCCAGUUUGGUACCAAGAUCAUCACUGAUGAAACACUUGAAUCUUUUAAAAGAAUCACUGGCCACGAGCCUCAUCCUCUCUUGAAGAGAGGCGUGUUUUUCUCUGAGAGAGAUUUGCACAAGAUCUUGGACUUGUAUGAACACGGAGAGCCUUUCUUCCUUUACACUGGUAGAGGUCCAUCUUCGGACUCCAUGCACUUGGGCCAUAUGGUUCCAUUCAUUUUCACCAAAUGGUUGCAAGACGUGUUUGACGUGCCGCUUGUCAUUGAAAUGACCGAUGACGAGAAGUUCUUGUUCAAGCAGAAAUUGACUAUCGAAGAUGUCAAGGGUUUUGCUAAGAAGAACUGUAAGGACAUUAUUGCCGUGGGCUUCAAGCCAGAGAACACUUUCAUUUUCUCUGAUUUGGAGUUCAUGAACCCUGCUUUCUACGAGAACAUUGUCAGAACCUCUAGACAAAUUACUACUUCUACCGCCAAGGCUGUUUUUGGUUUCCAGGACUCUGAUUGUAUCGGUAAGCUCCACUUUGCUUCUGUUCAAAUUGCCACUGCUUUCCCUUCGUCCUUCCCUUCUGUUUUGAACUUGCCCCCAAAGACUCCAUGUUUGAUUCCUUGCGCUAUUGACCAGGACCCUUACUUCAGAGUUUGCAGAGACGUUGCCGACAAGCUCAAGUACAGUAAGCCAUCUUUGAUCCACGCCAAGUUCUUCCCUGCAUUGCAAGGUGCUUCUACGAAAAUGUCUGCUUCUGACAGCACCACCUCUAUCUUCAUGGAUGACACUCCUAAGCAGAUCCAGAAGAAGAUCAACAAAUACGCUUUCUCCGGUGGUAGAGCCACUUUGGAGGAGCACAAGGAGCUUGGUGGUAAUGUCGAAGUUGAUGUUGCUUACCAGUACCUUUCUUUCUUCUUGGAUGACGAUGAGAAGUUGGCCCAGUUGGCUGACGGCUACAAGAAGGGUGAAAUCAUGUCUUCUGAGAUGAAGAAGGAGUGUAUUGCCGUUGUGCAAGAAUACGUUGCCGCUUACCAGGAAAGAAGAGCCAAGGUUGACCAGGACGUUAUCGACUCUUUCAUGAAGCCACACACGCUUGUUCACAGCCAGGCCGAAAGAAAGGUGCCUGCCAAGGAGAGAGUCAAGAAGUCCAAGAAAUAA